Penicillium brasilianum is the source of this 3288-nucleotide messenger RNA. NCBI's taxonomy places the organism in Eukaryota, Fungi, Ascomycota, Eurotiomycetes, Eurotiales, Aspergillaceae. The record is from the annotation of a GenBank genome assembly.
AUACCCGUAGCCUGCAAAACACCGAAAUCGACGCCAUCAAGGCCUUGGGGUGUUUCGUGCUAACGACACCCGUCGCUGUCGGACACUCUCCGCGAUCCGGGAGCUUUCCCCCGUAAUCGCUUCCUUUUGACCUUUUAUGCUUGGGGUCGAACUGCGAAUCUCUACUCCAUACUUCUGUGAAUCCCAGGACCGAGAACGAGUGUGCUCCGUGCACCAUCUCGAGCUUCAUAUUCGCCGAAGCUUAAUCUUUUUGACCCGACCCUUUGAAUGAAACUGUCCGCCUCGACGCUGCAUCAAAUCGAGUAAAGAUCUCACGGGCUCCAGCUAUGAUCUCCAUUAUUCUCACCUCGCUCGGCGUCGCAACCCUGUACCUCUACCAUGUCAACUCCGCUAUGAAACGAGUCCCCGAUGAGGCCCGCAAGCUUUCUCCACGUCGCUGGACGGUCGACGACGUUAAGGCGGCUUACAACAAGGCGCUCGAUAAUCCCAUCGAUAUCACUGACAGUCUGCCUCCGAAGCAGUCGCGCCGUUAUAUCGUCGUGGGUGGAUCGGGUCUCGUGGGCGGCUGGAUCGUUUCACAUCUCCUCGCUCGCGGCGAGGAUCCAGCUUCAUUGCGAAUCCUAGAUCUUCUCCCACCAACACAAGACAUCCUCGACCGCGGCGUAACUUUUAUCAAAACCAACAUCACCGACGAACUCGCCGUAUCCACAGCCUUCGAGCAACCAUGGCCUGAAACGGUCGCCAAUCUCCCUCUAACCGUCUUCCACACGGCUGCGAUAAUCCGUCCUUUCGAGCGUCUGGAGAUCUACCUCCCGCUCUGCGCCAAUGUCAACGUCAACGGUACCCAGAACGUCCUCAAUGCUUCUAAGAAAUGCGGCGCUACUUGCUUCGUCUCCACCUCGUCUGGCUCGGUGACCCUGCAUAAACCGUCAUUCUGGAUUGCGCCGUGGGAGAAGCUGCCUCGCCGUGUGAUGCAGAUUCUUAGAGACGAUGCGAAGUUGCCGGAGCGUCAUGAUGAGUUCUUUGGAAACUAUGCCGUGUCCAAGAUUGAAGCGGAACGUCUUGUUUGUGCGGCCGAUGACCCCGCCAGCGGGUUUCGGACUGGCUGUAUCAGACCUGCGAAUGGGAUUUAUGGGAUUGGAUGUGAUACAAGCAACACGGUUACUGGCCAGUAUCUACGCAAGGGUGGAAGUCCAACCUGGCUCCGCCCAGUAAUCCAAAGCUUCGUCAACGCCGAGAACGUCUCCCUAGCACACCUCCUCUACGAAGCCCGCCUCCUCGAACAAUCCAACCCGCAGAACACGCACCCGAGCAUCAGCGGCCAGGCCUUCGUCGUAACGGACCCCAACCCUGCAGUGUCCUUCGGCGACAUCUACACCCUCCUAACGACCCUCUCCUCUACACCGGUCUCUUUCCCAACCAUCCAACCCGUCCCGCUUCUCCUGCUAUCCUAUUUGGUCGAGGCAUAUGUCUACGUCCAGCAUGCGGUGCUGCCAUGGCUUCUCCCCAAGUUGACGGGGGAUUUGCUGCAGAUUCAGCCGUCGCUGUUUGCGAUUUCGGACGUUUUUUGUAUUGCGGAUGAUGAGCGGGCGAGAAAGGGGGCUGAGGAGGGGGGGUUGGGGUAUAGACCCGUUAUUACGACGUUGGAGGGACUGUGUAAGGAAUUGGCUCAUUGGAAUGAGAAGGCUGAUGCGAAGCGGGUUGCUGAGGUGAAGGGGAAGGUGCUGACUGGUGCGAUUUCGUUGGGAGAGGAGGGGGUGGAUGUUAAGCUUGUCUCGCCGGAGAUGAAGUUGUGAGAAUAAGAGAGUGGUCUGAUGCUGUCCCUCUCGUAUAGCGUGCAUCGAGUGAAAAUGGGAUUACUUGGAUCUUUUCUUAUUUCUUUUCAGGCAUAAAGCAGAGCGUUCAAUUGAGCAUUUGUACUACUUCUGGUUGUUUUUUUUUUUUUGAACAGUAUGAGUAGCCAUUUCUUAUCGAAACAGAUCAAGAUAGAUCAAGGUUGGUUUAUUGAUUCACUGGUAUUCUUAGCUUGCGCGGGCCUCAAUAUUGAUCUACCGUGCGUGAACUGCAGGAGAGAAGCCAAGCUCCCGCAGUUUGUUCACUCCCAGGGCUCGUGUAUGGGCAUAUGGCAUGCUGUCGAGUCAUGAGCUUCCCGAUACGAGCCAAGGCGAGACAUCUACUAUCAGGCGGAUGCCGCCAAAGUGACUGACAUGAGGCAUUGGAUCGUAGAGAGGGGAAUCAUCGCUGGACACGCGACAAGCCCGGGGUGAUCAAACGGACAGAGAUUGUGCGUCCCGAGCUUGAGAGGGCCUUCGACAGUAGCCCAGUCGGCCUGCGCAAUGAUACGCUAGGGAUGACAAUAGUGCUGCCAGGCAAGCUGCCUAUACGAAAAUGUCGAGCACAUUUGGCACACAAGUCAAACCUUGUGCAACACUUCAGCUCGAAUCAAGAAAGGGUUGCCGCGUCGCGCAGUGACACCCAAACUCGAAAAACAGCACUCCACUUGACGAGGAGAAGGAAAAAUUUUUGUAAGUCAUCCUCCAGUCGACGACAUUUACCGCGCCUGCUGCUGCGCCGCCGACCGCCUCUGCUCCAGAAUCUGCAUCCGCAAGCCCUCCGACGCCAACUCGACUUCCAACACCGCUCCGACCCCACGCUUCCACGUCUCCUCAAGGCUAGUCAUCUCGCCAGAGCUUGCGUCCUGCGCAAUCUUGCGCUGCUUAUUGACCUCCUCCGAGGCGCUCUUGGUCUCUGCCAACUCCUUCUCCAUACCACGCAGGAUCUCCUCCAGCUGCGAAUUUCCAAUUAGCCACGCGUUCUUGCCGUGUUCCUCCAGCAGCGUGAGGUUCUCAUGUCGCUUGGUCAAGUGUGAGCUGGAAACAUAGGCCUUUUGCAGGGUCUCACGCCACUCGGGCAGGUUAGGGGCUUCGGUGUCGGAGGUGCGGGUCGGUGGUUCGGGGGCUUCGUAGCGGGUUAGGUCGAUGCCGCCAGUAAGGGGAGCCCCCGUGGCUUUGCGUUCCAGUUCUUGUUGGAUGAGAGCAGAAAACUUUGAUUCUGGGCUGGCGGGAAUGGAUGGGUGUAGAGUUGAAGUGUGCUCUGGGGCGAGCUCCGCGUUGAUGAGCUGUUGAGCUUUUUGGCGCGCGACGGCCGAAGGCUCGGCAUCGAUGUCUAAUGGGAUUUAGUGGGGUUGAACGCUGACAUUUGGGUGUUUAUAAGAGUUGACGUACAUGGUAAAGAGUCGUGAACCUCGUUGAUGAGAGACAUUUUGAAGAGUGUGGAUGGUAAUUGCAG